Aureobasidium melanogenum CBS 110374 is the source of this 1455-nucleotide messenger RNA. RefSeq lists its product as uncharacterized. The transcript is spliced from 2 exons. The record is from RefSeq and is a predicted model, not a curated record. Bases 1 to 1455 code for a protein of 484 amino acids. Lineage: Eukaryota; Fungi; Ascomycota; Dothideomycetes; Dothideales; Saccotheciaceae.
AUGACUGCAGAAAGAGCCAAACCCGAGCCUCUCUGGGUUUUUGAGAAAGCGGCCCUCGCGCAUGCGCCUGAAUUCGAUGUGGCAUGCCCAGUUCGACUGCGCAUCGCUCAUAACCAGAACGACGACCAGGGAUCUAUAUCAAUACGAAUCAACGCAGCUCUAGCUGAGCUUGGAAAGCAGACUCUGAUGCUCAACAUACGGCCCGAUGAGGUUGACAUGUGUACAGUAGUCGCUAAAAGCAAUGACAAGCUCAUACCAGAUCGCAUGUUCUCCAUGGUGCCCGUUUCCGUGACCAGUUCAGCUGCUGUUUCGACGCUCAUACUAUGCCUCAAUGCUACAGGAGUCGUCAUAGUGCCACCGUCGGCUGAUGGAGUGACUCUGAGUCCAGCUGAGCCAGACGACGCCGAGCUUCAAGCCUUUGCAAAACUCUGCCAGAGCAAAACCAUACAUCUGCAUCUAUCCAAGCAACAAUUCAGAGAUGGCGAUCUGCAUCGACUCCGUACCUUCUCUGGCGCCAUUCGCGCCCGUAUGCUCAAACCACAACCCAUCGAUUACAAGCGCCUCAACGCAGGACAUGGCGCUAUCGAAAAAGAUUGGCGCAGUCUUGCCCAGACGAUAGAUCCUCCACCUUAUUGCGAGCCUGUACUAGCACAGAGUGUGCUUGGAAAACGUUCCCGAGCAAUUUUCUGCUCCCCACCGCCCUGGUCACCUACCGAAGUCAACACGCCAACAACCCGCUCGCUAUCGCCUGCUUACAUCUCUCCCACCAAGUUUACAAAGGAUACAAAACAAAGCUAUAGAGAAAGGAUCAAGGUGUUGGAGCUACAGCGACAGCUGCAUGGUCUGCCCGAUGAGGCAGUGCGCGAAGUCUUGACAGGUUCAGGACACCGACACCUACUUGUUCCAGAAACGCAAGCUGCUGCCAAUAAGCUAUCAAAGAAUGUCAAUUUGGUCCCUGAUCGACAGGUUUCCCCGUCGGCGUCUCCCGAAGCUGAAGAGGCUGCCUUGGUCGCCAAGGUCGACAAGAUCAUUGAGCAACGCUUAAGUAAACUGACCAAAGACGCUUUCAAGUCACUUACUCAGAGGCGUCUACACGCUCUCGUGGAGUCGCAAUUGCCACUAGCUGCUGAGCUAUUCCUCAAUGGUGCAGUAGCUGACCAUCGCGACCGAUUCUAUGAAGAAUGCAAGACAAGUGAGAUUAACGUCCGUGAACACAUUGACGAAGGCAUCACCGAGGUGCGCGAUGUCACCAACGAAUGCACCAAGGAGAUCUCCGAGCUAGCUCAGCAAUGCAUGGACAGUUUAGAUGAGCAUAGCAAAAGUCUCGAUGCUUCGGCGGAGCAGGAAUUAUCAAAGCUCAAGCGCUGGUUCGCCGAGCUGGCUCAGUCUUUCUUUGAUAGGAAGAAAGAUAUCGAAUCAAUGCCACAUGCAACGGCAAGACGAAUUUCUAUGUAG